ACAAUGAAUGGCAAUAUAAGAAACGGAGGCUUUUAGAAACAGAUAUAUAGUACACGCACAUAAUUGAGACGGUCUCUCUUUAAUGACAUGCUACUGGUUCAUCCGUGUGCUGGGCAUUCAGCUGAACUGCAGUAGGGAAGAUGGUAAUCUUCGAUUCUCGGGAUGGAGUUGAGGAGAUAAAUAGUGAGGCUAAGUAUAUUGCUGCUGAUUAAAGUGCGUUCCACAACUGUUCUCUGAAAUAACCCCGGUUCAUCGACUCCUUAGGAUUGGUCUAAUUGAGUCGGUUUUAGGUUGAAGAUUUCAUGUUUGUCGAAGAAUAUGUUCUGUUGUUAACAACCAACCAAAUGUGUUUUAAUCUUGCAUUCUGAGGUCACGUACUUAAAUGAGAUUAAUGGAGCGCAAAUUGCACCAUAAAUGAAACGCUUUCGUGUUUCUUUUAGCCACCGACUUCACACGAAUUCAACGACUUCAGUUUGUCAUGUUAAUUAUGUAUUGAGGUAAUAGCCUUUGCAGACCUCUCCCCCAAAAUACCUCACGUAUUAGGCAUAUUCAACUUAAUGCUUCAGUCCAAAGCUGUCUGACAUAAAACAAUUAAUGCUGUGUUAUAUGAAGCUCACCUGAAGAACUGAGGUAGCAUAGGUUUGGUCUGACUCUUAAAUAAGUGCAGUUUUAAUUUGGUGGAAAUGCGUAGGCACGAUUCGGGUAGAUACAGUGAAAACUGCAGGGGAUGACACUACAAUAAAUAUAAUAUAACAAUUCGUGGAUGAAACUUCUUGUUUCAAGCAAUGGGCUUAAUCUACAACAAUGGAAAAAAGGGCAGAUUGUGUUUAUAAUUUUAUUCAGAGAGUUGACUAGGAAAAUUAGAAUAUGAAAAACUGUGCUUAAACCAACAUUUGAAAGUAAGUGAAUGUAAUGGAUUAGUGAUACUGUUAGACGCCGCUUUUAUAUGUUAAGUAUUCUUACAAUUCAACUACUACUACUCUCUGGAACCUAUUUAGAAGCUUGAGCAAGUUUCGAAGACUUUAUUCACAUUGAAAUUCCACUAUAUUUGGCAGAAUAUCGGGGGUUAGUUUUCAAGAAACCCAGAAAUAGAAAUUUGGCUAAUUUAUUAAUCUUCGUCAUACAUGGAUAAUAAUGAACAACAUUGUUCGUGAAGUCCUCAUCCGAUAUAUUUGACAUAACAAGGUAACAAAUUCGAUGUUUCUUCAAUUAAAAGAAGCGAUCAACAUUACUGCGAUGCAUCCAUAAUGAAUUCUGAUUUCUUUUCACAAAUAUGAGAUCGUGACUGAGUACUAAGCGCUUCUGCAGAAAAGGCUAAAAUAGUUUAUUUUGCAUACGGUUGAAUAGGGUUCUUGGUGGUCUAAUAGAGUAGCUGAAUGAUCCAUCCAUGGGAACUCCGGACAGAACAGAUUUUGAGUGCCCCAUGGUUGACGUACAAGUUAAUCUGGCGUUGUUCAGAUUAUCUUAGUUGCAUGUAAUCAUAAUAUGGCUAGAAUACGGUUGAGUGCAGCUUUAAAUAACUGUUUAUUAUUCACUCAUCAGUAGUUCCUGUGAUUAUUCAUGAUAACUAUCAUUUGUAUCAGGCAGUUGUAAGUUUACGGUAACUUAAGAGAGCUAAGGCAGGUUUAGAUUAAGAUCGCCUUAGAACCGUACCGAGGUUUACAAUCCAGGGACAAUCACGAUGAACACAAAUGAUAAGGUAAAAACUCACUUGGAUACUCGUGCUGUAAAACCUUCUGAAGAAUUUACAAAGGAUGAGGAAAUACUAAAUUCAGGAAUUUGCACGAACAUUGUUGACGAAUCCUAGUUCAGUUGAUAUAUCUGAGAGUGAGACCGUUUGAAAAAUCAAUAAACUGCCAUCGUACUAAUUGAGCAUUGAUCUGUAUUCACAGUGAGUGACAAGUCUCCAUAUAAAGCAAUGACACUGAAUGAAGACAACUAGUUUUGGAUUAGAAUAUACGCAAACAGCCGCGACGGCACUUUCUACUAGCUGAUCUGUUUCAUUGCGACAUUUGUCGGAUAGACAUACUGCUUUUCAAAGUUAUAAGCUGACCAACCAAAAAAAGGACGACUUUACGCAAUUAUUAUUUAUGAUGAGAUAUACAGUAAGUAUUGUCUUGAUGAUGCUUUCCACUGACCAUGUGGUGUCCGGGGACUUUAAGGGUUUUGAGGUUGUGGGGUCGUGUCUGGAUCCCUACAGUUUCAAUGGUGGACCAUUGAGGACAGCUGUGGGUCACACGGCAACAUCCUGUGCCAUCCUAUGCAGUGGGGAGACGCGAUGUCAUUCCUUCACCUUCAGGAAAUCCUCUUCGACCUGUUUCCUCCAUCAUGCUUACAUCCCUUACUGGCCCUGUGACAAACCCGGCGACAUCCACUACAAUGACGUUUACAACCCCUGUCUUCACGGUGGAGAUUACAAUCCUGGUACAAGCACCUGCAAAUGUUUCGGUGGUUACAAGGGCGAUAUCUGUGGGCAAGUGAUUGAAGACUGUUCCGAUGGAAUGGCUUAUUACUACGGUCAGAAAGGUGAAUUCAUUAUCCAACCUAAUCUAUCUCCCCAACCAUUUAUUGUCUACUGUGAAAUGGACUUUGGUGGACGAACCGCAAUCCUGAAACAGAAAACUGGUAAUGAAAACUUCAACAGACCAUGGGAUGACUACAAGAAAGGAUUUGGAAACGUUUCAGGAGAUCACUGGCUGGGCAAUGACUACAUCCACUACAUCAGCUACAGCAGAAAACACUCACUCUUGGUACAGGUUGAGACAGGAAGCAGCUAUCAUCAGUAUUUCAUGCAGGACUUUGGAGUGGAUGAUGAAUCAAGUAAUUAUAACCUGACGUUUGGGUCUCACUUCACCAGUGACAAGUAUCAUGAAUCCCUCGGAGACUGCCUAGGACCGUUGUACGGUUCAUCAUUCAGCACCCUGGAUCGUGACAAUGACAACAGUGCUCGGAACUGCGCUCAGGACUUUCAGUCAGGCUGGUGGUUCAAAGACUGCUCCACCUGCAAUCCCACAGGCGUGUAUGAGGCAUCACCCGUUGGUGGACAAGCUGGAGCAGCUGACAGUAACCUCCACUGGACCCCUGGGGAGGGACUGGGAAACCGGUCCCCGAGGGAAAUGGCGUUGUAUCUGGUCUACAACGACCCAAGUACUUGGGGAUAAGCUGCAAGUUGUGACAAACGUUUUAGUUUAACGAUGACAGGUCAAAAUUACAAGAACCUCGGGUUUUAACGUAUCAGUCUACAAUGGAUGUAUUGUGCAUUAAAUCCAACAAACCAAACCAAAUGUAGGUAGAACAAUUAACUAUAUGUAACUGGUCUACAACGACCCACUUACGUGGGUGAUAAGACUGACCUUGGCCAUGCAAACGGCGAGCCAGUGAGCAUUUAAGGCAGCAACGAUUGGAUAAAUACCUUACAUACUAAUCAGAUGACGGUUACCUCUCUGUUUUCCACAGCUUUCCUUAAAAUGGCAGUGAUCGUGCGCUUUGUACACUAACGAUAGCAAGAGGAGAAUCUUACAUCUGCGUCUACUCCUGCCUGUUCUGCUAUCGACUCGUCCUUGUAGUGACUAUCGUUUGUCCUUAUGUUACGUGUGAGAUAGAAACCCUCCACCGCCUGACUAUCCAAGAAUAUUUCAUGCUUCUUCAGACAAUAAGGUAUUUGCACAUACACUAUGAGCUCACGUACACUUUAAACAUUUGCUUUAUCAUGUUGUAAUAUACAGUGUUUGUUUAGAAGUGGUAUUUAUCAUUCCUCUUUCUUCCUCUCUUGCCUUGACUUGGUAUGUUUGUAGUUUAACGCCACACAGCAAUAUUCCACCUAUAUGGCUGUUCUAUCUUGCCUUGCAUUUGUAUAGUUCAAUAGUUCAAUAAAAAUACGCU
Messenger RNA from Haliotis rubra (blacklip abalone), 3882 nucleotides. Its product is annotated as fibrinogen-like protein 1. The record is from RefSeq and is a predicted model, not a curated record. The coding region runs from base 2091 to 3161 and encodes 356 amino acids. The transcript is spliced from 3 exons. NCBI's taxonomy places the organism in Eukaryota, Metazoa, Mollusca, Gastropoda, Lepetellida, Haliotidae.